This is a messenger RNA of Musa acuminata AAA Group (dessert banana), 952 nucleotides long. RefSeq names its product transcription repressor OFP12-like. NCBI's taxonomy places the organism in Eukaryota, Viridiplantae, Streptophyta, Magnoliopsida, Zingiberales, Musaceae. The coding region runs from base 36 to 680 and encodes 214 amino acids. The record is from RefSeq and is a predicted model, not a curated record. The transcript has a single exon. Gene Ontology annotation, biological process: negative regulation of DNA-templated transcription.
UUGCUUACAUUCCAGGGAGGACAGAGGAAGAAGAGAUGUUUGGCGAUAGCUUGUACAGUUGCUUCUCCGGCCACCGCCGCCCUUCCCAUUCUGCCCCUCUCCCGAUUUCCCUGGACGCCCGCGCCGCCGCCGCCACCACCUGCUGCUCAUCCUCCUCCUCUUGUGCGUCCUCCGUUGCCUUCAAGAACUUUAAUUCCCUGUAUGACCCCGGGUCCGACACCGAGACCCUCGCGCUCACCCUCUCUUCCCCCGCCGCCGCCGCCGCCGCCGCCGGCUCCUCCUUCUCAUCCUCUUGCGACGCCCCUGACGAUGCCGACGCCGGUGGCUCCUGCCCCUCCGAGCGCGACCUCUCCACCGCCAUCGCGUCGCGCCGCCUGCUGCCGGCUUCUCCCGGCCUGUCCAACUCCAUCGUGGACUCCGCGGCGGUCACCGUAGGGGUGGGCGCGGGGGUGGCCGUGCCCACCUACUCGCCCGACCCGUACUGGGACUUCCGGCGGUCGAUGGAGGAGAUGGUGGCGGCGCUGGGCCUCGACGCCGGCGCCCACAGCGCCCACCUCCACGAUCUCCUCCUCUGCUACCUCGCCCUCAACCGGAAGCACGCCCACAAGUACAUCAUCAGCGCCUUCGCCGACCUGCUCCUCACCCUCGCCUCCGCCAAAGGCGCCCCCGGCGACGCCUGACUUGGCGAAGCGGAUCACGCGGUUUGCAGGCCGUUGUCUUGCGCUCAUACCUCUAACGGCGACCUUUUUUUGUUUCUGUUUCCUGUUUCUGUAUGUGUUAUUUCGCUUAUGUUUUCGUUUUUUAUAGUAUUCACUAAUUUUGUGCAUAUUUUUGACAUACAAUUUUAAGAUCACUACUGUCGAUCAUGCACGAAAUUGACAGCUAAUUCUGUAACAUGAUAUUGUACUCCGUGAUCCGAUGUAUUAUUUGAGAUGGACUUCCAUUUUGCUCA